Messenger RNA from Onychomys torridus (southern grasshopper mouse), 1739 nucleotides. It is a transcript of the gene Depdc7, whose product is annotated as DEP domain containing 7. Gene Ontology annotation, biological process: intracellular signal transduction. The transcript is spliced from 8 exons. NCBI's taxonomy places the organism in Eukaryota, Metazoa, Chordata, Mammalia, Rodentia, Cricetidae. The coding region runs from base 35 to 1693 and encodes 552 amino acids. The record is from RefSeq and is a predicted model, not a curated record.
CGGCGUGGACGGUGGUGUCUGUCCCGCCACGGUCAUGGCCACGGUUCGGGAGAAGGCGGCGGCGCUGAACCUGUCGGCUCUGCACAGCCACGCGCAGAGGCCUCCGGGUCUCAGUGUGGCCCAGAAGCCGUUUGGAGCCACGUACGUGUGGAGCAGCAUCAUAAACACCCUUCAGACCCAAGUGGAGGUGAAGAAACGGAGGUACCACCUAAAGCGGCACCAUGACUGCUUCGUGGGCUCCGAGGCUGUGGACGUCAUCUCCGCCCACUUAACUCAGAACAAAUUCUUUGGUGAUGUCGAAAUCCCUCGGGCCAAAGUGGUGAGAGUCUGCCAGGCGCUCAUGGACUACAAGGUCUUUGAAGCCGUCCCAACCAGAGUCUUCGGGAAAGACAGGAAGCCUGCCUUCGAAGAUAGUAGCUGCAGUCUCUAUAGGUUCACGACUCUACCCAGUCAGAACAGCCAGCGAGGCCACGAGAACCAAGUGUGCUCACCUUCCAGGUACUCAGAUACAUUAUUUAAGUCACCUGAUAUCAAGUCGGACAGUUUGGAGGACCUGUGGGAAAAUCUGAGUCUAAAGCCUGCCGACUCCCCUCAUCUAAAUAUCUCUACGAGGCUGUCUCCUCAAGUUAUUAAUGAAGUAUGGCAAGAAGAGACGAUCGGACGUCUGCUACAACUUGUCGACCUUCCAUUUCUUGACUCCUUACUCAAACAGCAAGAGACUGUACCUAAAGUCCCUCAGUCUAAGAGACAGCCUGACAUGGUCAACACCACCACCUAUCUGGACCGAGGGAUUCUCAGGGCCUAUGGUGACUCUCAGGAAGAUGAAUGGAUCUCUGCAGCCAUCGACUGCUUGGAGUAUCUUCCUGACCAGAUGGUUGUGGACAUAAGCAGAAAUUUUCCUGAGCAGCCAGACAGAACAGACUUAGUGAAGGAACUUCUGUUUGAUGCUAUUGGCAAAUAUUAUAGCACGAGGGAGCCUCUGUUAAAUCACUUGUGUGACGUCCAUAACGGAAUAGCGGAGCUCCUAGUAAAUGGGAAGACAGAAACAGCAUUAGAAGCUACUCAGCUGUUUCUGAAGCUUCUGGAUUCCCAAAAUAGAGAAGAAUUUAGAAGACUGCUGUACUUCAUGGCUGUUGCAGCGCAUCCUUCUGAAUUUAAGUUACAGGAAGAAGUAAGUCUGUUGGGAAAUGGUCCGGUAUGCUGCAGUGGACGGCAGCUCUCCAUAUUUGCUAUCCUCUUAGCGCUGGCUUUAGCUUUUCAGUCUGUACCAUGGGGCCUGUUCUUACUCCUGCAGAGUGACAAUCGGAUGCUUGUGAAAAGGGUAUUCUCCAAAGCUGUUGUCAACAAUAAAAACUUAUCUAAAGGCAAAACCGAUCUCCUUGUACUCUUCCUAAUGGAUCACCAAAAAGAUGUUUUCAAGAUUCCUGGAACGCUGCAUAAAAUUGUUAGUGUUAAGCUUCUGGCCAUACAAAAUGGAAGAGAUCCUAAUAAAGACACAGGCUACAUUUAUUGCCAGAGACUUGAUGAAGGUGACUAUUCAGGCAGCACACAGAAGAGAACCAAAGACGAACUGUUGAACUUACUAAAGACUAUUGAUGAGGAUUCAAAACUCUCUGCCAGAGAGAAGAAGAAACUGCUAGGCCAGUUCCAUAGGACUCAUCCAGAUAUCUUCAAUGAGUAUUUUGGAGACUGAACUUCUAAUGUCCGUGUGUAUGUGCACUCUGUAUUUUAAGGACAAA